AUGAAAGUCGACUAUGGCGUCCGCGCAUUGGUUGAGUUAGCCAUGCGCUACGGAGGUGGUCCCGUGCAGACGGCAACCAUCGCCUACCGGCAGGGUAUUCCCGAGCCCUACCUCGAACGCCUCAUGUCCACCCUGAACAAAAGCGGUUUCGUCCACAGCCGUCGGGGGCCGCAGGGAGGACACCUGCUCGCCCGCACCCCGGCCGAUGUAAACCUCUACGACAUCAUGCAGGAACUCGACGGCAACGCAUCGCCCCUCGACUGCCUUACCAUCCCCACCGACUGUAUGUUCGCCGAUUCGUGCGCCCAGAAAGAAAUCUGGCAAACGGUGGAAGAUUCAAUUCAGCAGGUGCUGGAAGCCACUACCCUGGAACACCUGGCAACGCGGCAAAGCGCCCUCAUCAGCGCCGCCGAUCAUCAGGCAGACGCCCAGGAGCGGAUGUUGCAUCCCAUUCCCAUUGGCCGGCCUUCCUGA
Geodia barretti is the source of this 474-nucleotide messenger RNA. The record is from the annotation of a GenBank genome assembly. Lineage: Eukaryota; Metazoa; Porifera; Demospongiae; Tetractinellida; Geodiidae.